CUUUUCUGAAUUCACAACCCAGCCUCACAACAAUGGCCGUCUUCGUUCAGCGCCCAGCACCAGCCUUCACAGCUACCGCAGUUGUAGAGGGUGAAUUCAAGGAGACCUCCUUGUCCGAAUACCUAGGCCAAUGGGUAAUUCUUUUCUUCUAUCCCAUGGAUUUCACAUUCGUUUGCCCAACUGAGAUAUUGGCUUUCAAUGAUGCGCUUCCUCAAUUCAAAGCGCUGAAUGCAUCCGUUCUCGGUGUUUCCACGGAUUCCCAGUAUUCCCAUUUUGCAUGGGCGCAGCAACCGAGGAAGCAGGGCGGCAUUGGGCCUGACCUCAGGCUACCUUUGAUUGCGGACAGGAACAUGACUAUAUCCAAGGACUAUGGUGUCCUCAUCGAGGAGGAAGGCAUUGCUCUGCGUGGUUUGUUCAUCAUUGACCCCAAGGGUAUCGUUAGGCAAAUCACCAUUAAUGAUCUGCCUGUCGGUCGAUCUGUGGAAGAAACUAUCCGUCUUCUCCAGGCCUUCCAAUUUGUGGUAUGUUUUUCUUUCUUUGGAUGUCGUAACGUUUCAUUACAUCUUUUGCAGGAGGCAAAUGGAGAGGUUUGCCCUUUGGGCUGGACUGAGGGUGAUAAAACCAUCAAGCCGGACCCCAAAGGAUCUAUGGAUUACUUCUCGACAGUGGAUGAUUCGGCCAUCAAUGGUCAUGCGAACGGAAGUGCCAAGAAACGUCUUCGCACGGAUUGAUAGAUGGGUUUACAUGACAGCUAGAUGUGAUUACGGUCAACACUUCUCGUGCUAUUAGAACACCAAGGUAGACUCUUGAUAUCUAGCCAUAUAAUUUUUUGCAUACAUAUAUCUUGCAUAUCACCAUCACUAUACAUACUUAUAUCCUGUCGUGGUAACACUUGACUUUCAAAGUCCAAAAGUUCAUUAAGCUCGACGAAAUGAAAAUUAGAUAU
Suillus subalutaceus is the source of this 946-nucleotide messenger RNA. Its product is annotated as peroxiredoxin. Bases 33 to 731 code for a protein of 232 amino acids. The transcript has 5 exons. Gene Ontology annotation, cellular component: cytosol. Lineage: Eukaryota; Fungi; Basidiomycota; Agaricomycetes; Boletales; Suillaceae. Gene Ontology annotation, molecular function: thioredoxin peroxidase activity. The record is from RefSeq and is a predicted model, not a curated record. Gene Ontology annotation, biological process: hydrogen peroxide catabolic process; cellular response to stress; cell redox homeostasis.